ACGAGCGGGAGGAUGGAAAAUGUAUGCCAUUCAAAUAAGCGAGGAGGAAGCAGGCGUGUUAGCCCUGUCUGCUAGGUGUGUAGCCACCACCAACAUUACCACCUGACACUUUAAGCAGAACACAUGCAUAGUUUCCCCAUAAACAUCAUUGGUUUCAUGUCACUUCACACCCCAUGACGCCCAUCACAACCCAAGGAAAUCAACGUUGCUCGAUCAAUGACACGACCAGUGUUGGAGUCAUGGCCGACCCAAUGUUUGUAGCACGGCGCAGCAACAAUCAGGUGACUCUCAACAUCAGUGACGUUAUUGACAUUAUUGGUCAGGAUGCCCCCGAGUGUGCUGCUUCAGACAUGUCAGUGUAUGGCGGCUUGCAGAUCGGUGGUGAUGGCGCAGGAGCCGCCAGUGAAGCCAAUUUUUCUACCCUCACUAGCCUCUCCAGAACUGAUCCAGACAUGGAAAGUAAAAGGAAAGCAUAUGUGCGUAUCCUAGAACAGCCUCAACCCAAGGCACUGCGGUUUAGAUACAUUUGUGAGGGCCGCUCUGCGGGAUCCAUUCCUGGCGUCAGCAGCACAGCAGAGAAUAAAACCUACCCAGCAAUUCAGGUGAUGGGAUACAAGGGGCCGGCAGUGGUGGUCGUGUCAUGUGUUACAGUUGACCCCCCUUACCGCCCUCAUCCACACAACCUGGUGGGAAAGGAGGGUUGCAAGAAGGGAGUUUGCACCAUGACCAUCAACAAUGACUCGAUGCAGUGUGUGUUCAGCAACCUGGGUAUUCAGUGCGUUAAGAAAAGAGAUGUGGAUGAUGCGCUGAAGUUGAGGGAGGAAAUACGGGUUGAUCCUUUCCAGACUGGUUUCAGUCACAGAAGUCAAACACAGAGUAUUGACCUCAAUGCCCUGCGGCUGUGUUUCCAAGUUUUCCUGGAAGGUCCGGAGAAAGGAAAGUUUACUUUCCCCCUGAAAGCCGUCGUCUCCCAUCCUAUAUAUGAUAAAAAAGCCACCUCUGACCUAAUCAUCUGCAAACUGAGUGACUGCACCAGUAGUGUGGCUGGGGGAAAGGAGAUUAUUCUACUAUGUGACAAGGUCACAAAAGAGGACAUCCAAGUGCGCUUCUAUGAGGAGAAGGAUGGGCUGUUGGAGUGGGAAGGCUAUGGCGACUUCCAGGCCUCGGAUGUUCACAAGCAAGUGGCCAUUUCCUUCAAGACACCACGGUACAAAUCUCUUGAGGUGGAGAACCCUGUGAAGGUGUAUGUGCAGCUGUUGCGACCCUCAGACAAGAGUAUGAGUGAGCCUCGUCCCUUCCAGUACCUGCCCCUUGACUCAGAUCCUCAGUACCUCAAACGAAAAAUGGCAAAGCUUGGAAAUUCAACCAACACAGACAAGAUCGGCAGGUUCAUUGCAGAGAACAUGGGAGGAGCAGGAGUGUAUGUGGACAGGACUAUGGCAACUGUCAACCAAGCAACAGGAGCCAUUUCUCGACCCAUAAGAGUGGCCUCCCGCGCAUCAAGACUGUCAGACAAAAUAAAAAUGGAGCCUCCAGACAUGAUUGGCUCCCCAGUCUCUCCAGGAAGUCAAGGCUCCCCAGCUCCACCUGGUGUUCAUGGGGGCCACUUAGUGAAGCCUCCUGUCUCACCACAGCACUACACGGGAGGUACCAUGCACACUAUGCCUCCUCAGGGUCCCAGCCCUGUAGGUCAGUCAGUGUACUAUCCUCAGUCAAUGGCACAUGGUGGUCCCAUGGGAGUUACCAUUGGCUCUGUUCAAGCCACAUUACCACCCAGGAUUUCCUCCCCCCACCAACAUCAGUACUACAUGAGCCCUGGUGCACCAUCACCUUAUUCACCGGAAGGCCCCUUAGGUGCUGUGGCUGUGACUAGUGGAUACUCUCCAGUGGUGGCAGCACAAUCUGGUCCAGCCAUCUCUCAGCUCCUGGACUUGGAUUCACGCAAAUGUAUUGAGCAGAACUCCAUUGAUUUGGAUAUGAAUAACAUCAACUCAGCAGAGCUGCGAUCCCUCUUACCAGGUGAAGACUUCAGUGCAUCUAUGGUUGAUGCUCAUCUAUCUGAGAAUCUCUCAUCCAACCUUAAUAUAAUAGACCCCCCUCCUCACAUUAACAAGCUCAGCAGCAAGACUAGCCUCAGCACAGCAUCAUCCUAUAUGCCAAACAUACUUCAGAAUAAAAAUGAGUUUCAAGGUGGCUCAGACAGUUUGAACAAUUUGAAGAGUGAGAUUGAGCUCUUGAACCAGCUGUCAUCAGCUCAUUGAUAUUUGGAGAGACGGGAUUGUUUUGACAGAAAUGAAGGAAUAUGAGUUCUGAGUUACUUAACACACACACACACACACACACACACAUUGCUCCAAUAGCUCAGUAGAUUAAGGCUCUGCCCUGACAGGCGGAGGUUCGAGCCCCAGUCAGGAUGAGAUUUUUCUGCUGACAAGCUGUUAUUGACCCCCCUUGAGCAAGGGGUGAGGUGUGUCGUGUGUGAUGGUCUCGGCAGUACCCAGAGAUUGACUAUAAUGAGCUUGCUUUUGUCAAGAGAGUACUCGUUGGCAGUGGUCAGGUUGUGGUGAAUUACACACACACACACACACACACACACACACACACACACACACACACACACACACACACACACAUUUCCGUAGUGCAAUGGUUAGCAUGCUUGCCUCACAACCGAGUGGCCCUAGAUUUGAUUUCUGGGAGGAGUGGAAAUGGAUGGGCAGUUUCAUCUAAUCCAUGCCCCUUGUCCACCCAACAGUGAAUGGGUACUAGGUGUCAGUCGGGGGUUGUGUCCUGCCUCCCAGGUGUGUACAAGUGUGAGGUUUCAGCCAUACCUAGAGAUCCAUCACUUCUGAGCUCUGAUCUCAGUCAGGGAGGGUACUGGCUGGCGGUCACACGUAUAUUGUGGUCACACUGUGGUGAAUUACACACACACACACACACACACACACACACACACACACACACACACACACACACACACA
This is a messenger RNA of Eriocheir sinensis (Chinese mitten crab), 2981 nucleotides long. RefSeq names its product transcription factor p65-like. The transcript is spliced from 13 exons. The record is from RefSeq and is a predicted model, not a curated record. Gene Ontology annotation, molecular function: DNA binding; DNA-binding transcription factor activity. Gene Ontology annotation, cellular component: cytoplasm. Lineage: Eukaryota; Metazoa; Arthropoda; Malacostraca; Decapoda; Varunidae. Gene Ontology annotation, biological process: response to cytokine; regulation of DNA-templated transcription; cellular response to stress. The coding region runs from base 174 to 2261 and encodes 695 amino acids.